This is a messenger RNA of Rosa rugosa (rugosa rose), 2171 nucleotides long. RefSeq lists its product as uncharacterized. Lineage: Eukaryota; Viridiplantae; Streptophyta; Magnoliopsida; Rosales; Rosaceae. The transcript has 3 exons. Gene Ontology annotation, molecular function: transmembrane transporter activity. The coding region runs from base 1 to 1878 and encodes 625 amino acids. Gene Ontology annotation, biological process: intracellular protein transport; intra-Golgi vesicle-mediated transport; transmembrane transport. Gene Ontology annotation, cellular component: COPI vesicle coat; cytoplasm; membrane. The record is from RefSeq and is a predicted model, not a curated record.
AUGAAGAAGGAAAUCAUGAUCUUGCUCAAUGGCGACACAAUUCCCCAGCUCUUCUUCACCAUUAUCCGCUACGUCCUCCCCUCCGAGGACCACACCGUCCAGAAGCUUCUCCUCCUCUACCUCGAGAUCAUUGACAAGACAGAUUCCCGAGGCAAAGUUCUCCCGGAGAUGAUCCUCAUCUGCCAGAACCUCCGCAACAAUCUCCAGAGCCCUAACGAGUACAUCCGCGGCGUCACGCUCCGAUUCCUCUGCCGAUUGAACGAGGUCGAGAUCGUUGAGCCGUUGAUUUCGUCGAUUCUGGCGAAUCUGGAGCACAGCCACCCUUUCUUUCGACAGAACGCCGUCGGCGCAAUCAUGUCUGUGUAUAGGCUUCCGCAGGGUUUGGUCUUGAGCCAUAGCUUCGUAAACCAUGUGGUAAUGUCAGUAUUGAUAACGUACCUCACGUUUGUAAUUUGGAGCCGAUCAAAUGACAAUUAUCAGCUGGCUGCUAUAGCUAUAAAUGUGCUAGAUGGGGUAUCAUCCAUCAUGGUGUGUGUCCUUGUUCACAUCUCAUACAAGGUCGGUCCCUUUAAGGUGAUUGCCACCACAAAUGCUGCCUAUAUUCUUGGACUAGUUCUAUUGUGGAGUUCAUCCAAGUAUGUGGGCUCCGAAUCCAAUGCAUCUGAUAAAAUAUUCUACGGAGCCGGCUUACUGUUAGCACUAGGCGAGGCUGGACGGCCGGCUGCUUUGGGUAAAUUUCUCGAGGACCAAUAUUUAAGUGAAGCAGAUCACAAGAACAAAUUACCCGAAACAAGAAUAAGUACCGAUCGCGAAGAACAAAAUCAUAUUUCGACCAGAAAGGAAGAACAAGAAGAUCCUAGUUCAAUCAGUAGAGAAGAAGAUAAGCAGAAGCGAAAACGUGUGGAAACCCGUCAAGCCGCUUUGUGGAGCCAUCCCUGGUUCAUAGGUGCGGCUGCACCUCUUGCCCUUGUAAAUAGAUCUUGGCCAACUCAACUACUGCUCUCAAUGAUCGCGGUGGGAGUUUCUUACUUAUUGUUCUGGUAUGGCGUCUUCGAGUAUUCCAGAAAUAUUAGAAAUGAAUCAAAUGAUCCAGCAGGAAGAGAUUCUGGACUUUGCCCAGCCAUCAAAAGUCUCUCACCAUCAGAAGAAACAGCAAGCUGGAAGUCUCGGCUCAAACCCAUUUCCAGAAAACAAUUGCUAGUCAUGUGCUUAGCCUUCAUUGUAUACAGUCUGGUGAAGGCAACAGGGAACACCUUCUUUUUCGAUCAAAUGAAUCUACUGAACUAUCACAUCGGGAACUUUGAAGUGCCCAUCAUAUAUUUCGUUAUACUCGAAUCCUUGUCAAGCUCCGUAAUCUCAUUUCUCUGGAGGUUACUAGUUCCAAAUCAGUCAAAAAGUGCUACGUUGGUCAGGAUCGGCUGUGGUUUAGUUUGCUCAGUGCUAUGUAUGGUUGCUGCUUGGCAAGUUGAGAUUCGUAGGAAAAUUAAGAUCAAUACAGAAUAUAGUCAAUAUACAGGUGACCCCGACCAGAUGGAAAUUUCCAUGAGCAUUCUUUGGUUAAUUCCACAAUUUUCCCUGUUAGGGUUUAUGAGAGGGUUAGCCGCAGAUGGAUUGAUCGAGUUUUGUGCGGAUAGAGUUGAUGGUAAUGAUAAAAGAGAGGCCAGGUAUUAUGGAUCUUACGCCAGUGAAUUAGUCCUGGGUAUUGGAACACUACUAACCGCCGUUAGUAUUUUCGCGUUUAGACGAACUUGGUUGGCUAAUGAUACAUACAAUUAUAAUCGUCUGGAUAAGUACUACAGGGGACUAGUAUUCAUAGGUGUUGCUAACCUUUGCUAUUACUUUUGUGUCGCCGUCAACUUUUAUACCAAAGAAGGAUAACUGGCAAGUAAGUUGUGCCGCAGAUGGAAAUGAACAAACUGAAAUGCGGGAGGAGGACAAAAAAUAUUAUAAUCACGAUGUGUCCUCAGGUGGUGCGGAGACUCCGGACUUGGAAGAAAUGAAAUCGAGUUUUGAUUGUUGUAGUAGUUUCUUUUGAUUGUCAAUCAGUGAAAUUCCCUAGAUAACUAAUUUGUAUGUCCAGAAUAAAGUGAUUGCUUGAUUUGCUAUAUGCUUAGUUUGUAAUAUGGCAAACACAUGUUUAAUUUGUAGCUAAAUGUAGUUUUUGUCAUUGU